Molecule: messenger RNA, 3397 nt
Organism: Vicia villosa (hairy vetch)
Lineage: Eukaryota; Viridiplantae; Streptophyta; Magnoliopsida; Fabales; Fabaceae
Product: F-box protein At1g60400-like
Exons: 2
Coding region: 308-1513 (401 amino acids)
Molecular function (GO): protein binding
Source: RefSeq, a predicted model, not a curated record
UUACGCUUCUCUGUAUGUUUUAUAUUUUUACACUUUGAAAAGUCGUACUUUUUACAGGAAAACAACAAGCUAUGGUGACAGAAACUUUAGAACCCAUAAAUUUCAUCGAUUGAUAAUUUUAAUCUCAAAAAAGGACUUCCCAAAUCCAGUUUUUUGUACAGCUUCUGCAACUCAAAUCAACAAACUUGCUGGCAAGGUACUUCCUAUUGCUCCAUUCAUUUUUACUUUUCAGCUCAAUUUGUCAAAUCCACUUUCUACCUUUUUCAAUCGAUUUUUCCAUUACAGUUUAGCAACAAGAUAUUGAUUCAUGUCUAAUUCCGUCAUGAAUAAAGUUGAAAUCAGUGAUAAUAAUGUACACAACAAAGACAUGCUCAGUGAUUUACCUGAUUGCAUUAUCCUUCACAUACUCUCUUUUUUGAUUACCAAACACGCCGUAACAACAUGCAUCUUAUCCUCGAGAUGGAACGAUCUCUGGAAACGUCUUCCCGCUCUUAUUUUCCAUAUAUCUGAUUUUCGAGGCUUUCGAACUAAUAAGAUAUUCUCCGAAUUCGUGUCUAAGGUUUUAUCUCUUCGCGAUUCCUCUGUCUCAUUGCACACUCUCGACUUUGAGAAUAGAUCUAUUCUCUUGGAGGUUCCCAUAUUUAAAUGGAUUGUGAAUUAUGCUAUUUCACAUCGUGUUCAACGCUUACGACUUAGUGUAAAUGGUGGCAUUGCACAAAUUCCUCUUGCCUUAUUUUCAUCUCACACUUUAACACAUCUUAGCCUUUCUAUUUGUUAUGGUUGUGAAAACCUGUUUCCGAAAUCUCUCAAUUUGCCCGCGUUAUCUACCUUGGAACUAGAGAAUUUUACAUUUUCGGUUGGCGAUAAGGAUUGCGCCGAACCAUUUUCAACCUUUAAUAGGUUGAAUCGUUUGCUCAUUUCCCAUUGUAACGUGGAAAAUUGGGGAACCCUUUGUAUAUCAAGCGCGACGCUUGUUAAUUUUACUAUGUACAAUGACUCAGAUGACUAUUAUAAAAUUGAGCUUUGCACUCCAAGUCUUUGUACAUUUUCUUUUCGUGGUGUUCCUUAUCACGAUAUCUCUUGGAGCAAUAUUUCUUCUCUUAAACAUGUAGAUAUUGACGCUGAAGUAUUUCCAUAUACUUGUUAUGGACCUCCGUUGUUUCUGUUUAAUUGGCUCUCAGAGUUUGCUAAUAUCAAAUCAUUGACUGUCACUGCAACUACUCUUCAGGUUCUCUCCUUAAUUCCUGGUUUGUUGAAGUUUAAGAUCCCUUCCUUGGGUAAACUAAAGUCAUUGAAAGUGAAAAUUGACGAAAUUCAAUGUGGACUCCUGGCGUUGAGCAAUGAUAAGUUACAGGACAUCAAGUCAAAGAAAGAAGCUGCUAUGAUACAUAAAGCAUUUGAUUUAGGAUUGGAGCUGUCUCCACUUGAACUUGACGGAGUUGUGGACUUCUUGCUUCAAAAUUCACCAUCAGUUAAAGUUGACAUAGUUGAUUGCGGAAAAAAAACUUCUUAGAAAGAGACAUUGAUGAUGGUUUGUUUUAUUUUUUUCUUUCCUUCUAUGUUUUUAUUUAUCAAUAUCUCCUUGGUCAUAACUAGUAACUAGUUGAAUAAUUACUAGUCUCUUGGCUAAAGAAAGAAAUUGUAGAUAUGUCCAGACAUGAUUGUGUCUAGUCUCAACUUGAGUGGAUGUACUCAAGAAAGGAUUAUAUUGCUCAGCUACAACUCUAUGUGUCGGUUUGCACUUUGCAUUGCAUAAUUAUCUUUUAAUUUAUAGAAGGUUCACAACCUUAGGUAAGCAUUAGCUUAGCUGCUAACAUUUAAAAAAUGAAUUGUGUGCAUUUUGAGUCACAUAUAAGACCAUUUUGAUUUAGUAUCUAGCAGCCAGCUUUAUUGUUGAUUAUACGAUUUUUUCUAAUAUUGGUUCUCAAUUAGUGUCAGUGUUAUCAAAUAGCGGCGCCAUGACCGCUGUGGCGGAUAUACAUGGCGAUUUUUGGGCUCGCCUUAAUGGUAAAUGUUGGCCGAUAUUGCGGGGUUUUUUGUCAUAAACCACUAUAAAGGCGCUGUAAAGCGGGCGGUAUGGCGAGAUUUUGGCUCACCGCCAUGGACAAUACUGAUCAGUGUUCAAGUUGACUGCGCUCCCACUUGAACUUGUGAAACUUUAGAUGGAGCUUCUAUUACAUUUGUUAAUGCAAAUGCAAGAGUCACGGAGAUAUAUUUUUGUUUCUUACAUGACCUUAUUUGACCUCUGUAGGAGAACCUUCCUGGUUAUUAUAAUCCUUCAGGGUUCAGAUACAAUACAAAUAUGUUUAUAUUGGAAAACUCCUAAUUGAAGGGCUAUAGACAUUGGUCCCUUUGUCGGAAAUUAUAGCAACAAUACAAAACAGUUGAGAAAGUUGGGUAAUGAGUUGUUUAUUAAUGGUCCCUUUGCUUUCUUAUUGUUAUCUGCAUUGCAUAUAAAUUGCAGCUGUAUUAAAAGAAAACUUGUUAGAAUUUUGUAAGCUACCUUCAAGUUUUGUAAAGCAUAUUAUUACAAUUAUUUAUGGUCAAACUAUGCUCUAUUCCUUUAGCUAACUAUUAGUGACUAUUAUUAUUAAGUGACAGUAUAAUACAAUUUUUAAAAGAUUUAAAUGAAAGGUUAUUGUUAUUAUGGGUGAAAUAUAGUCUGUGAAACCAUCCCAUCACACUAGAACUUGUUUAUGUGUUGAUGAUUGUUGUUGAUAAAACAUUCCUGCAUGAUAUUUGAGAGUUUCGGGAUUGGACUGUAAUCAUACUCGAUGUAUUGUGCGUGUGUUUGUAUGUAUCUGUUGCAACUUGCAACAAUUUGAAUGAUGAGCUUGUUGCCCAAUAUAGUGUCAAAAUAUCACCGCCGUAAAAAAGCCAAGAUUAUUGGUUAUGUAAUUGCAUUUUGUAACAUGUAGAAGGAAACACCGUCCUCAUCAUUCCAAACAAACUAUCCUUCUUCUACUGUAUGGUGAGGGGGGGAAAUUAUACUAGUAACUGUUUAAGGUUGGAAGAGAUGCACCAUGCCAACAUUGUCAUAACCCUAUAAAUUAAAGUUAUCACAAUGUGUUAUUUCCAAAAAUUGUAUAUUUUACUCGAGAACAAUGAGGAACAAACAAACCUUCACAAAUGCCAAAAGAAUCUUCCUCAAUACGAACAACAACUGCCAUUCUGUUUUAAGUGAGAUGCAAAAUGGUACAAUUGAAAAAUUUAGAAAUGAUGGCUAUUUCCUAUGAAAUUCAAAAACAUUUUGAACAGAAUGAAACCAAUGUUUUAAAAUCAGGAGAGGACCGGACAGUCCGAUUGGUUCACUUGUAAAUCAGUAAUCAAGACAAUUCAGUCUCUUGUCAGACUAAAUUAAAUAUGCACUUAACUUGUUGUGACAUCAUCAAACCGA